AUAUAAAAUUCAUCAUUAGAAGAUUAACCGACGACUUGGUGUAAAAACCUCUUCACUCUGCCAGUUUAUACACAAAUAGCUUGUGCGUGUAAACCGGCCCUUAGGUGAAGUAGUUCAAAUGUCCUGUGCCAUCUGUUUUUGACAUUUAAAUUUUUCAUUGUUUGUAAAUAAUUGUCGCAGGUUAUGUUAUGAAUUUGAAAUUGGUAUAAUUCUUUUCUGUUCGCUUCUAAUUAUCACCCAGAGUUCUAAAAUUAUUGUAAACAUAUCUUACAAAAAUGGACCAGUAUGAAGUGCUCGGAUCGCUAGGUGAAGGUUCUUUUGGUAGAGUUUAUAAAGCAAAACAUUUGAGUAAUGGGCAAAUCGUCGCCCUCAAAGUUAUAAGCAAGAGAGGACGGUCAUUAAAAGAAAUAAAGGACCUUAGAGGAGAAUUCGAGAUACAAAGGCAUCUGCACCAUCCGAAUAUUAUACAAAUGUUAGAUUCUUUUGAGAGCGACAAUGAGAUAGUUGUGAUAACAGAGUUUGCUCAUAAAGCAUUGAACACUAUUCUUGGUGAAAAUGGGUAUUUAGCAGAAGAUCGUGUACAAAAAAUUGUUUGGGACCUUGUUUCUGCCCUAUAUUAUUUACAUUCACACCGUGUACUUCACAGAGAUUUGAAGCCUCAGAAUAUCCUUCUGGAUACAAAAGAGCACGCAAAACUUUGCGAUUUUGGAUUUGCAAGGAAUAUGAGUACAGGCACCCAUGUUUUAACUUCAAUCAAAGGCACCCCCCUCUAUAUGGCCCCUGAAUUAAUAGACGAGUUGCCUUAUGACCAUAAUGCAGAUUUGUGGUCUCUGGGUUGUAUUAUAUAUGAAUUACUAGUAGGGGCACCGCCUUUUUGUACAUCAUCUAUACUUCACCUCAUAAGGCUGAUUAAGCAUGAACAGAUCCAAUGGCCUUCUUUUUUGAGCAGCAUUUGUGUAUCCUUUCUUAAGGGACUAUUGCAAAAGGAUCCAAAGAAAAGAUUUAGUUGGACUGAAUUAUUAAACCAUCCUUGGGUAAAGGGUAAUAUUUUAGUUUUAGGAGAUGAUCUUACAAAGCCACUCACAAAAACGUUAUCUAUGAAUACAAUGACACUAAAAGAUAUUCAAAGGAAGGAACGAACUAGUCAAAAGUCCGGAGAUAGGGUAUCUGAAGAGAAUGAAGUGAAAAAGAACACGCCCAAAUCACCAAAGGGGUCUGAAAAGAGUGAAUGUGAAAACUUAGAUGCUGAAAAUAACAAUGCAGAAAUUAGUGAUAAGAUGGAUCGUCUUUCAUUAGAUUCUAAGGAGGAAGAUAUAAAUGUUCAUGAAACACAAAAUAAAGACUGUCGAGCAAAGCAGGAUAAAAAGUGUGAUUCAAAUACAGAUACAGAUUUACAGAGCAGUAAAAGUCAUAAUCGAGUUACACCUUUGAAAUUCUCUGAGGAGACGCAUCCAAUCCAAACUGAAGAAUGGAGCGUUUUUCUGAGAAAGGCUACUGCAGAAAUUAUGAGUCAAGAGCUAGCUUAUUUAACGCAGUCUCAUUUAACAAGCAUAUUAGUUUCGCCCUUAAAAAAUUCCACAACAAGUCCUGAAGUGCUGACUCAUAUUGCAAAGUUGAUGUCAAUUCCGUUCAGUACAAAGAACUUCCCAAAAAAAACUCUUGAAACUAUAAUGAAGGUUUAUCUCGAAGUAAAAGUAGUGCCCAACUUGGUUUAUUCAUCGAAAUUGCUGCUCCGUGAGAAAAACCCUACUUCAGAUUGCAAAGAAAGAUAUAAACUCAUACUACAUUGGACGGAAGAUGAUUUGGGAGUGUUAAGUUCGUUCUAUAUCCUCAUUUCACAUUUGGUACAUUUGGAAGAGGAAUUCCUCAGCCAGUUCUGCGACACACUGGCUAUCUUGAAUAUUUUCAGUUUAUUGCGCAAAUUUCUCAGUCUGUCAAAAAGAAAACCCAGAGUGGUAUUGGACGUGGUCAACAUUCUAACUCUUAUGAUAUGGAAAUCGACGACAUAUUCAGAGUUAGUCGAAAAAAUAUUGACAAACGAUGUUGGGAAUGAAGAAAAUCCUUUCAAUUUUGUGAAUCUUCUUCGUCAUGAAAAUGCUCUCUUGAGGGAGAGAGUGUGCUAUUUUAUGUUCUUUUUAGGGAAAAAAUGUCCCAAAAAUCUCGAGUUGCUUUGGGAUGAUAAUGUAAAGGAGACUCUGGAGGCUCUAAUGUUUGAUUCAAUUGGAUCUGUGAGAAAUGCUGCAGAAAGAUGUGUUGAUGAACUAAAAAUGAUGGAAUUUUAUAAAUAGAUUUCACCUAAGAAUUCGGAAUUUAUUUUCAAAUUAUAACAGUGCAUAUGGAAAUUAGUUCUGUUGAAUAAUACCUGCUGAUAUGUAUAUAUCAGCCAAUGUAAUGUAAAAACCAUUUAUCAAGGAAAAGCACACAUAGAUCAGUGACUAUGGUUCCUCAUCAGUUCAAGAUAUCCAACUUAGAUGCUAAACAGCAUGAAAUUACAGAUCUUAUGAUCUCCAGAUUAUAUCCUAAGAGCUAAAUUGCUUUGUAUGUGUUUACUUUUUGGUAAUAAAAAACUAUAAUCAU
This is a messenger RNA of Coccinella septempunctata (seven-spotted ladybird), 2577 nucleotides long. RefSeq names its product serine/threonine-protein kinase fused-like. The transcript is spliced from 11 exons. Gene Ontology annotation, molecular function: ATP binding; protein kinase activity. NCBI's taxonomy places the organism in Eukaryota, Metazoa, Arthropoda, Insecta, Coleoptera, Coccinellidae. Gene Ontology annotation, biological process: protein phosphorylation. Bases 276 to 2288 code for a protein of 670 amino acids. The record is from RefSeq and is a predicted model, not a curated record. Gene Ontology annotation, cellular component: cytoplasm.